Danio aesculapii is the source of this 7044-nucleotide messenger RNA. RefSeq names its product protein FAM107B. Bases 123 to 704 code for a protein of 193 amino acids. Gene Ontology annotation, biological process: actin filament bundle assembly; actin filament polymerization; regulation of actin cytoskeleton organization. NCBI's taxonomy places the organism in Eukaryota, Metazoa, Chordata, Actinopteri, Cypriniformes, Danionidae. The transcript has 5 exons. The record is from RefSeq and is a predicted model, not a curated record. Gene Ontology annotation, cellular component: neuron projection; synapse; stress fiber.
UUUGGUUGAUCUAAAGUGAACACGGCUCAAGUCGAGGAGAGUUACAGGGGAAUCACAGGGGAAUCUCUGAAGUUUGGGCCUGGAGGACAGACCGCUGCCUCAACCCACCCCCAAAUCUCAGCAUGGGGGCGUCCUAUGGCAAGAAGAAGGCGUACAACAUUGAGCAGCAGAGUGUGAAAAACGGAAAACACCUGAAUGGAGUGGCUUCAGCAUAUGCCGAUAUCCAAUGGGAACAGCCUCAUCAACCGAAAAACCCAGAUCCAUUUGGUUACCCUCAUCGCGAAAUCCCCCCGUUGGCCAGUUACGCACCUCAGCCUGAUUACAUGACAGGAGACGAUGAUCUCAUCAAACCCAAAAAGCUGAUUAAUCCAGUGAAAGCCUCUAAAAGCCACCAGGAGCUUCAUCGGGAGUUGCUUUUGAACCAUAAAAGAGGUUCUGGUGUGGAGAAUAAAUCCGAACUGCAACGUGUGCUGGAGCAAAGGAAGAGAGAACAGAUGAUAAAGCAGAGAAAGCAGGAGGAGGAGGCCAGGAGGAAGAUCUCUCCACUGGAACAGGAGCUUCUCAAGAGACAGCAGAAACUAGAGGAGUUGGAGAAGGAGCAAGAAAAGCUUGAGGAAGACAACUGUAAUGCACCGGAGUUUAUUAAAGUAAAGGAGAACCUGAGACGGACGUCGUUUACAAGUUCUGGAGAGAAGGAGGUGUAAACGCAGACUGGAUACAUACGUGUGUGUGUUUGUGCACAGCCAGUAACAUAGAGACCUGCUGCAGCUCCUAAACAACAUCAAUACGACUGCGCUUCUCGGUUUCCAGUCUCACACCAAACAUAUCUUCACCUGCGGCGGGUUCAGAGAGGCCUGAGAUGAGGACGAAAAAGCCCAAAAGAGCCUCUGCAACAUCAGAAUGUGAAGCUCGAAGGGGUUAUUGGGAGACUGUAUUGUUCUGGGAUGGACCGGAUGGAUUAAAGAUGAACUGUCCAGGGAUGCGUUUCCCAAACAAUGACGUAACUCGCGGCUGAACUACUAUAAUGCGAUGCUUCGUUUUGGGAAAUGAACAAUGUAGUGAUGAGUGUUUCCCAAAACCGUAGUUUCUCUGUUGCAGAUUCAUCGUUUGAACCACGUUAGUUAUACCAUAAAAUGUUCGUAAUGAUGCUCUCAAUGGGUCGGAGUAACAACUUUUUUAACAACAUUUUUUAUUAAAUCCAAUAGUAGUUUUAGUGCUGGGCAAAGAUUAAUCGCAUCCAAAAUAAAAGUUUGUUUUGACAUAAUAUAUGCGUGUGUACUGUGUGUAUUUAAGUAAAUAGAAAAUAGAUCGAAAAUAUACAUGUAUAUGAUACAGAUUAUAUAUACACAUGUAGAUAUCUUCGUAACAAAAUAGCUUUGAAUAGUUUUGCUUUUAUGUUUGUGUGUAUCACAUAUACAUAUAUUACGUCAAAACAAACUUUUAUUUUGGACGCGAUUAAUCGUUAUUUGUCUUUGCCCAGCACUAAUUAGUUUUACUAAAGACAUACAUUUGUUUUCCAUAUUAAUGUAAACAACACAUAUACGGCUUAUUUUUAUUUUACAAAUAUUAUAGACAAUAUUAGCAUGUAGGCUAAUCUCAUAUAGCCUAUAAAUCAGAUAUAACAGGCUGAUCUCACGAGGAAACGUAACCAUUUUACGUUUUGUCAUUUUGGUGGCUAAUUCGUACAAGUUAAUAUGAGAUUCAUUCGAGUUUAUACGAGAUUCGUACGAGUUAACACGAGAUUCGUUCGAGUUCAUACGAGAUUCGAACGAGUUAAUACGAGAUUCGUUCGAGUUCAUACGAGAUUCGAACAAGUUCGUACGAGUUCAUACCAGUUCACACUAGUGAUAAGUAAAUGUAGGAUUUUUAAAAAGGAGGUGUGGCAACCAACCCCGCCCCUAAACCCAACCGUCAUUGGGGAAUGAGCAAGUCGUACUGAAUUUUAAGUAUGUGAUCAUACGAAUUCAUACGAAUUAGACACUAAAUCAAAAAGUUACAUAUUGCCGUGAGAUAGUGAUAUAAAUGAUAUAAAAACUACGUUUAGCCUAUUCAUUUGUUGCCGUAGUUACAUUUAGGUUUAGAAAUACUAUAUUUUUUAUUUUCAAAAGCUUUGGAGAUGUAUCCGAUUUUUCGGUUGUAAAUCAUGAGCCAUGGCUGCGUUCAAAAUGGCAUAAAUGAUUUCGAAGUGCACUACGAAGGGAGCACAAUUGUCAAUCUCAAGUUCGUUAAAACUGAAAUGUAAAACAAUAAAUUUGAAAGCAAAUUACACUUGAGAGAGAUCAUUUAAAGUGUUUUUGUUAUUCAAAGUCAGCCUGAUCUCACAAGGAAACGUAACUAUUUUACGUUUUGUCAGUUUAGUUUUCAUACGAAUUCUUACGAGUUCAGUAAUACGAAAAAUGCACGAUUUUCUAAAAGGAGACGUGGCAGCAAACCCCACCCCUAAACCCAACAGUCAUUGGGGGAUGAGCAAAUUGUACUGAAUUAUAUAAAUGAGAUCAUACAAAUUCAUACAAAUUAGCUACUAAAUCAAAAAGUUACGAAUUGCCGUGAGAUAGCCUUGGCAUAUAUACGGUCAAAUAAUAAUGUAAAUACUACGUUUAGCCUAUUCAUUUGUUGCCGUAGUUAUAUUUAGGUUUAUAAAUACUGCAUUUUUUGAUUUUCAGAAGCUUUGGAGAUGUAAAAGAUUUUCAGUGAGCCAUGGCUGCGUUCAGAAUGGCAUAAAUGAUUUCGAAGUGCACUAAGAAGGGAGAACAAUUGUCAAUCUCAAGUUCGCUAAAUCUGAACUGUAAAAAAAAUUACUUGGAAAGCAAAUUACACGUGAGAGAGAUAACUUUACGUUUUUUUGUCAUUCAAAGUCAGCCUAAUCUGACGAGGAAACUUUUUCACGUUUUGUCAGUUUAGUGGCUAAUCAUAGGAAUUCGUACGAGUUCAGUCAUGUACGAUUGUACGAUUCAGUCCUAAACCCAACCAUCAUUGGGGGACGAACAAAUUGUACUGAAUUGUACGAUUGAGAUCAUACGAAUUCAUUCAAUUUAGCCACUAAAUUAAAAAAGUUACGAAUUGCCGUGAGAAAGCGUUAGGAUAUACGGUCAAAUAAUGAUGUAAAUACUACAUUUAGCCUAUUUUAUCAGAUUUUCAUUUGUAAAUCAUGAGCCAUGGCUACGUCAAAAAUGGCAUAAAUGAUUUUGAAGUGCACUACGAAGAGUUAAUCUCAAGUUCGCUAAAACUGAAAUGUAAAACAAUAACUUUAAAAGCAAAUUAGGCUACACAUGAGAGAGAUAUCUCAAAGUUUUUUUGUCAUUAAAAGUGGAUGUUGGAACGUUGGAAAGUAAUAGGGAAUAGGGGUGAUGACUCGGAUUAGAACACAACCAGGAACCAGCGGUGGUUGAAGAGUAGUUACAACCACACAAGUUUGCGACGCACUUUGUGAAUGUUUGUUGGAACACUGGAUAUGGGAAACGACAAAAUAUAAUUUUGAGAUGAUUUCGAUAUUUUGAUGACAAUAAAACUAUAAUUAGGACAACGGAACUUGCAACCUUAGUUGGAUAACAAUGGGAAACGCAUCCCAGGCUGCUUAUUAUUAGUGUGUGUGUGUGUGCACAUGGAUGUACCGAACUAUUUUACGUUUUGUCAGUUUAGUGGCUUAUUUGUACGAAUUCGUUUGAGUUCAGUCGUAUGAAAAUAUGAUUUUAAAAAGGAGGCGUGGCACCAACCCGCACCCCUAAAUCAAACCGUCAUAGGUGGAUGAGCAGAUACUACUAAUUUGUUCGAAUGAGAUUAGCCACUAAAUUGAAAAGUUACGAAUUGCUUUGAGGUAGCGUUGAAUGAACAGAUAUGUUCUGCUUCUGUUACAUUGGACGAAACGAUGUAAACAAGGAGUAGAUACGCAGUUUUUUGCUCUCUAACCGGAAAGCAGAACAUUUUUAAGGCGACAAUUAGACAAACACAUCAGUAUUGUAGACGAGUUAGUGAUUAUCGAAUAACCAAGCCGCCAAAUAUUUGUCCAUUGCCUAAUUUUAAUCAUCUCUUAUACUUAACAAUCAGCACUUGUCACUUUUAAAUGAAAAUAUGACACCUAAUAAUUAUUUUCAGCCUUCGUCGCCAUUGAUUUGUAGCAGAAUUUUGUGAUUUUUCAAGCAAAACUAUUACAGAUUUGACUAAUUUAACACACUGAUGGCUAAAAUGAGGACGCAGCGUUAUGCUGUGGUCACACUAGAGUUUGAGCAUGCAAAACGUUGUCGAAUGGCGCUGUAUAAUGGGAUGGGAUUAUACAAGAUGAUUAAACAUUAAAAAAGUGAGCGAUUGGUUCAUAUUUGACAUUUUUGUCCAGUGAAGUCAUGUUUUGAACUUCGAUUGGUCUUACGCAAUCGCCUGGUGUGAUUUCGCAGGUCAGAGUUCACCAAGCUUGAACUUUCGAACGCAUGCGAAACUUUUUGCACAAGCUUGCGUUUGGGGUCUGUUGUAUUCGAAUGCGUCCAAAUGGAAGUCUAUGGGGAGCAAAGUCCAGUGUGACCGCGGCUUUAGCUACAUGAAGCUAACGAUGUGAUUUGAGAUGUCGGAGAUGUAAAGCAGUGUAAACAUAAGGAAGUUGUGUGGUUUGUGCUUAAUUCAGUGCCUUUGUUUAAGCAAUGCAACAAGAAGGGCUGCCUGACUGUUAUUGUAUGUUCAUAGUUUUUCUUUGUGAAAUGUUCCCUAAUGUGGCUGUGAAUCAGAUGUUGUUGAUUUUUUGCUACUGAUUUGCUGCUUGUAUUUCUGAUAUUUUUAUUAACAAAUGAAAAAAGCACUAAGGGUAUUUCAGAAGUCAUUUGAAAACUGAAAAAUGUGUUAAAAGUGCUCUUUUCACUCUUAUUUAUACUUAACAGAAAAAAACACAUGUUAAAUUAGAAACUCCAUGAUCAUAUACAGUUGAAGGCAAAAUUAUGAUCCAUUUUUUUAAAUAUUUAAAAAGAAAAUGCCUGUGCCUAAGUGAUGUUUAACAGUGCAAGGAGAAAAAAAAAUCACAGCAUUUACUAGCCUAUAUGUUUUUUCUUCUAGAGAAAAUCUUAUUUCCUUAAGUUUGGCUUGAAUAAAUUUUAAUAAUAUAUAUUUUAAGGAAUAUUAAUCGCCACCUUAAGAAUUGCUUGUUGCCACCCGGGCUCAUUAUUGAUAUGUACCCUUAUAUACAUUUAUGGAGAGCACCAAAUAUGUCCCAGGAGCUACGUUUUUUUGCAGUUUUUCACCAGAGGCCACUGUGUAUGCUUUUUGAGAUUUUUGAAUUUCUCUCGCGAGUGCUAUUCGUUCCUGCUGUUCGCACGUCAAUCCACCAGAGGCCGCUGUUGACUGACCGAUCGACUGACCUACCCUCCUCCUUCCCUAAUCCCAACUGAUAGUGUUUUCAAAAGCAAUCCAGAAAAACAAAAGCCCUCACGGCUGGCUGCUUUUUACCAUGUUUUCAGAUUUUACCACAUUCUCACCCUGUUAUUUACCUCUUUGUUUUAUUUUUUGCCUUUUGUUUUUGUCUUACCUGCUUUCUGGAACAAUUCUUUGACAGACUCGAAGCCUGUCGUUGCAGUCAACUCCUCUCUGCUUCUCAAGUCUGCUGACAUGCACUGCGAGCACACUGGGCAAACUGGUAACAGCGGAAAAGCCUUCCACACGGAGGUUAGCGGUCAGCUGGUAAGCGCAAAAGAAACAGAAUCCGCUGCCGAUGUCAUACCGCCCUGUAGUGCUCGUUUUUGAAGACAAAAUACAGCCAUAUGUACCUCUGGCUACAUAAUUUGCACUCUCCAGAAAUUUACGUUUUCACAAUGAGUCGGUGUUGUCCAAUGCUUAAUGAACCUAACUUGUCUAUUUAACCUAAUUAACCCAGUUAAGCCUUUGUUAACGCACUUUAAGCUGAAUACUAGUAUCUUAAAUAACUAGUAAAAUAUUAUAUACUGUCAUUUUGGCAACGAUAACAGAAAUCAGUUAUUAGGAAUUAUUGUCGGUGCCAAUAGCCUAGUGGUUAAGUGCACCAAUAUAUAGCACCAUGCUGCUCGCGGCGACCUGAGUUCGAUUCAUGGCUCAAGGUCCUUUGCUGACCCUUCCCCUCUCUCUGCUCCCAAUACUUUCCUGUCUGCAACUUCUACUGUCCUUUCCAAAUAAAGGUAAAAAAAAGAAAUAUGUUGUUCAAACUAUUAUGUUUUGAAAAAAAAAACCCUGUUAAACAUCACUAGGGCCAGACAGAAUCUGCGGCCAUUUUUUUGCUAUUUCUGCAGAGAAUUUUGUAAAAAAUCUGUAGAUUUAUGCGGAAUGAUUUUGGGAGAAUCAUAACUAAAAACUUAAUAAAUGAAAUAAAAAUAAAAAAAAUUAUACAUUUUAAACUUUUAAUUAAUGUUAACAAUGCAAAUCCAAUUAGAUCCACUUUAUUUAGUAAACCAAACCAGUCUCUUAUAUAAUAUCUCUACUAAAAGACAGAAAAUAUUACUUCACAAACUGUUUUGUAAAUAAAUGAUGUGAAUAUUUUAAUAUUAGUCAAUAAUAUUACUGAAAUUAAUUUAAAAACUGAAUAAAUAUAAAUGUACACACAUUUACUCAAGCAAAUAAACAGAAUCAAUGAUGGGCUGGAAAUCUGCGCGCGCAGUUUCCGUGUGGGCCUAAACAUCACUUCAAUUUCACAGUAGGGCUAAUCAUUUUGUCUUCAACUGUAUAUAUUUCACAUGAAAAUGUUCCAAAACCACCAAAGGUUCCACACGUGUAGCUUGAGGUUUUUUUUUUUUUUUUUUUUCUGUGGUUAAUUUUAUUUCAAUAAGUCAUAUUUUAAAAUUUUUUUCUACUGUUUUUGGAUUGUUUGGUAUUUUAAAGCACAUAGUAAAAUUGAGACCAUGUACAAUUCCUGUCUUUUCUGGCUACUAAAACAGUUGGAUAAUACAACAAUCAAGUUACUUCAGUAAUUCAAAACUCAAAAUGAUAUGAAAGUAUAUGAAAGCAUAGGCUAUACUUAUAUUUUUGUAGCUUUAGCCGUGACAUUUUGAUUGUAACGAACAGUGAACUUACACAAUAAAAACUACACAAGCUGCAAAUAAA